This is a messenger RNA of Coregonus sp. 'balchen', 17616 nucleotides long. The record is from the annotation of a GenBank genome assembly. NCBI's taxonomy places the organism in Eukaryota, Metazoa, Chordata, Actinopteri, Salmoniformes, Salmonidae.
GAUGUCCCCACUAAGCUGGUGGCGAAGGCGGUGCCACUGCCCAUGACAGUGAGAGGCCACUGGUUCCUGAGCCCCAGGACAGAGUACACUGUAGCUGUCCAGACUGCCUCCAAACAGAGUGACGGUAACUACGCUGUCUCUGAAUGGAGUGAGAUCAUCCAACUCUGCACUGGGGGUGAGAACAAGGGGUGGAGGGAGGGGGUGACAGAGAGGUGGAAAGAGAGAGAGAAACAGAAAAGAAAGAGUGAUCGAAAUAGAGAGAGAAAAAGGGAGAGGGAGUGCAUGAAGAAUUAGAGAGAGAUGGAGGGAGAAUUAGAGAGAGCUGGAGGGAGAGAGAGUUUCAUUGAGGGAAGAGCCCUGUAAGAGAGCAGACAGACAGCUGAUGGGUUAGAGUUAUACAGCAGGACAGAUGGAGGGAAGAGCCCUGUCAGAGAGCAGACAGACAGCUGAUGGGUUAGAGUUAUACAGCAGGACAGAUGGAGGGAAGAGCCCUGUCAUAGAGCAGACAGACAGCUGAUGGGUUAGAGUUAUACAGCAGGACAGAUGGAGGGAAGAGCCCUGUCAGAGAGCAGACAGACAGCUGAUGGGUUAGAGUUAUACAGCAGGACAGAUGGAGGGAAGAGCCCUGUCAGAGAGCAGACAGACAGCUGAUGGGUUAGAGUUAUACAGCAGGACAGAUGGAGGGAAGAGCCCUGUCAGAGAGCAGACAGACAGCUGAUGGGUUAGAGUUAUACAGCAGGACAGAUGGAGGGAAGAGCCCUGUCAGAGAGCAGACAGACAGCUGAUGGGUUAGAGUUAUACAGCAGGACAGAUGGAGGGAAGAGCCCUGUCAGAGAGCAGACAGACAGCUGAUGGGUCAGAGUUAUACAGCAGGACAGAUGGAGGGAAGAGCCCUGUCAGAGAGCAGACAGACAGCUGAUGGGUUAGAGUUAUACAGCAGGACAGAUGGAGGGAAGAGCCCUGUCAGAGAGCAGACAGCUGAUGGGUUAGAGUUAUACAGCAGGACAGAUGGAGGGAAGAGCCCUGUCAGAGAGCAGACAGACAGCUGAUGGGUUAGAGUUAUACAGCAGGACAGAUGGAGGGAAGAGCCCUGUCAGAGAGCAGACAGCUGAUGGGUUAGAGUUAUACAGCAGGACAGAUGGAGGGAAGAGCCCUGUCAGAGAGCAGACAGACAGCUGAUGGGUUAGAGUUAUACAGCAGGACAGAUGGAGGGAAGAGCCCUGUCAGAGAGCAGACAGACAGCUGAUGGGUUAGAGUUAUACAGCAGGACAGAUGGAGGGAAGAGCCCUGUCAGAGAGCAGACAGACAGCUGAUGGGUUAGAGUUAUACAGCAGGACAGAUGGAGGGAAGAGCCCUGUCAGAGAGCAGACAGACAGCUGAUGGGUUAGAGUUAUACAGCAGGACAGAUGGAGGGAAGAGCCCUGUCAGAGAGCAGACAGACAGCUGAUGGGUUAGAGUUAUACAGCAGGACAGAUGGAGGGAAGAGCCCUGUCAGAGAGCAGACAGACAGCUGAUGGGUUAGAGUUAUACAGCAGGACAGAUGGAGGGAAGAGCCCUGUCAGAGAGCAGACAGACAGCUGAUGGGUCAGAGUUAUACAGCAGGACAGAUGGAGGGAAGAGCCCUGUCAGAGAGCAGACAGACAGCUGAUGGGUUAGAGUUAUACAGCAGGACAGAUGGAGGGAAGAGCCCUGUCAGAGAGCAGACAGACAGCUGAUGGGUUAGAGUUAUACAGCAGGACAGAUGGAGGGAAGAGCCCUGUCAGAGAGCAGACAGACAGCUGAUGGGUCAGAGUUAUACAGCAGGACAGAUGGAGGGAAGAGCCCUGUCAGGGAACAGACAGACAGCUGAUGGGUCAGAGUUAUACAGCAGGACAGAUGGAGGGAAGAGCCCUGUCAGGGAACAGACAGACAGCUGAUGGGUUAGAGUUAUACAGCAGGACAGAUGGAGGGAAGAGCCCUGUCAGAGAGCAGACAGACAGCUGAUGGGUUAGAGUUAUACAGCAGGACAGAUGGAGGGAAGAGCCCUGUCAGAGAGCAGACAGACAGCUGAUGGGUUAGAGUUAUACAGCAGGACAGAUGGAGGGAAGAGCCCUGUCAGAGAGCAGACAGACAGCUGAUGGGUUAGAGUUAUACAGCAGGACAGAUGGAGGGAAGAGCCCUGUCAGAGAGCAGACAGACAGCUGAUGGGUUAGAGUUAUACAGCAGGACAGAUGGAGGGAAGAGCCCUGUCAGAGAGCAGACAGACAGCUGAUGGGUUAGAGUUAUACAGCAGGACAGAUGGAGGGAAGAGCCCUGUCAGAGAGCAGACAGACAGCUGAUGGGUUAGAGUUAUACAGCAGGACAGAUGGAGGGAAGAGCCCUGUCAGAGAGCAGACAGACAGCUGAUGGGUUAGAGUUAUACAGCAGGACAGAUGGAGGGAAGAGCCCUGUCAGAGAGCAGACAGACAGCUGAUGGGUUAGAGUUAUACAGCAGGACAGAUGGAGGGAAGAGCCCUGUCAGAGAGCAGACAGACAGCUGAUGGGUUAGAGUUAUACAGCAGCAACUAGCAACCAACUUGCAACCAACUGACAAUCAACUGGCAACCAAAUGACAACUUCCUCAGGUUUUAAUCCCCUGUGGAAUGGCUUGUAAUAAAGUGCAAGUUGAAGACUUUCAAAUAAGUGCUUUUAUAUUUUUGUAUUUUUUUUAGAUUACUCUACGGUGCAUCUGACUCAGUUGCUGGAGAAGGCAGAGGGGAUAGCGGGUAGGAUGCUGAGACUCUCAGUGUUUUAUCGGAACCAGCAGAAGGACUACUUCAAUAAAGCAAGGUACGUAUAGCAUCUCAACCUUUAAAAGGUGAAGAGCUUUCUAUUGGUAAUGAGAGAGUAGAAGGUAGUAUUGGGUUGAUAAUAGUAUUGGUAAUAGUAUUGUAUUGAUAAUUGUAUUGAUAAUAGUAUUGGUAAUAGUAUUGUAUUGAUAAUAGUAUUGGUAAUAGUAUUGUAUUGAUAAUAGUAUUGGUAAUAGUAUUGUAUUGAUAAUAGUAUUGGUAAUAGUAUUGAUAAUAGUAUUGGUAAUAGUAUUGUAUUGAUAAUUGUAUUGGUAAUAGUAUUGGUAAUAGUAUUGGUAAUACUAUUGGUAAUAGUAUUGUAUUGAUAAUAGUAUUGGUAAUAGUAUUGUAUUGAUAAUAGUAUUGAUAAUAGUAGUGAUAAUAGUAUUGGUAAUAUUAUUGUAUUGAUAAUUGUAUUGAUAAUAGUAUUGGUAAUAGUAUUGUAUUGAUAAUAGUAUUGGUAAUAGUAUUGUAUUGAUAAUAGUAUUGGUAAUAGUAUUGAUAAUAGUAUUGGUAAUAGUAUUGUAUUGAUAAUUGUAUUGGUAAUAGUAUUGGUAAUAGUAUUGGUAAUAGUAUUGGUAAUAGUAUUGUAUUGAUAAUAGUAGUGGUAAUAUUAUUGUUAAUAGUAUUGUAUUGAUAAUAGUAUUGGUAAUAGCAUUGUAUUGGUAAUAUUAUUGGUAAUAGUAUUGUAUUGAUAAUAGUAUUGGUAAUAGUAUUGAUAAUAGUAUUGGUAAUAGUAUUGUAUUGAUAAUUGUAUUGAUAAUAGUAUUGGUAAUAGUAUUGGUAAUAGUAUUGUAUUGAUAAUAGUAUUGUAAUAGUAUUGUAUUGAUAAUAGUAUUGUUAAUAGUAUUGUUAAUAGUAUUGUAUUGAUAAUAGUAUUGGUAAUAGUAUUGUUAAUAGUAUUGUAUUGAUAAUUGUAUUGAUAAUAGUAUUGGUAAUAGUAUUGAUAAUAGUAUUGUAUUGAUAAUAGUAUUGGUAAUAGUAUUGUAUUGAUAAUAUUAUUGGUAAUAGCAUUGUAUUGGUAAUAGUAUUGGUAAUAUUAUUGUAUUGAUAAUAGUAUUGGUAAUAGUAUUGUAUUGAUAAUAUUAUUGGUAAUAGUAUUGUAUUGGUAAUAGUAUUGGUAAUAGCAUUGUAUUGAUAAUAGUAUUGGUAAUAGUAUUGUAUUGAUAAUAUUAUUGGUAAUAGUAUUGUAUUGAUAAUAUUAUUGGUAAUAGCAUUGUAUUGAUAAUAGUAUUGGUAAUAGUAUUGUAUUGCUCUCCUGUGGUCCAGACAACAGCCACUAACAGACUAAUGUAGCACUCAGUGAGCUGGUUUAUUAUGUAUAGUAUUAUCUUCAAUAGAACCUGAAAGAGCCUCUAGUGAUGUCAUCAUGUCUUCUUUACACAGUGGAGCACUCAGGUCAAAGCCUCCUCAGCAGACACUGACAGCUUCUGGUUCUGCAUUAUGGAACCUCUUACCUCUCUCACUAUCUGUCAAAUGAUUAAGAUUCUCAAAGAGUGACUCAGUUUGAGAUACGUUCUGGCAUUCUAAAAGUGAUCUGUGGUGGGUAGCGAGGAAAGGAUUGUGUUUGUUUUCUAAUAGCUAUUUUUCCUGGCCGUUGGAGCCGGAUAGGACCAAUAGGAAGAUGACCAGUAGAGGCAGAGUUCUGUUCUGUUGUAGACUCAGAGUUCUGUUUGUUUGCUGAUAGUGUAGUGUUUGAUAGAGUUUACAUGCUGAUUGAUUAACGUGGUCUGGUGUGGUGAUAAGCCCCUCUUGUGAUUCCAGAGAGACACAGGACAACCGGAUGCUCCCGGCUGUAAAGGACAACAGUGGCAGCCAUGGCUCUCCCAUCAGCGGCAAGCUGGAAGGCAUCUAUUUCAGCUGCAACACGGAGUUCAACACAGGCAAGCCCCCCCAGGACUCCCCCUACGGACGCUACCGCUUCCAGAUCCAGGCCGAGGCCCUGUUCAACACCAAGACCAACCUGUACUUCGGGGACUUCUACUGCAUGUACACAGCCUACCACUACGUGAUCCUGGUGCUGGCCCCAGAGGGCUCCCCAGGGGACCUAUUCUGUAAGGGCCGCCUCCCGGCGCUGGACAUCUCAGACAACCGCUUCCUGACAUGCACCCAGGAGGAGGAGGGGGGGCGGCUGGUGUUCCACCACGCCCAGGAUGUGAUUCUGGAGGUGAUCUACACCGACCCCGUGGACCUGGCCCUAGGCAGCGUGGAGGAGAUCCAAGGACACCAACUCAGUAGCAUGUCCACCAUCAAUGCUAACAAGGACCCCAGUUGCAAGACCUGCAACAUCAGCGUGGGACGCUAACCGGCUAACUGUGCUAACUGUUUGACUGUGCCACCUGGCUAACCGGCUAACUGUGCUAACUGUUUGACUGUGCUACCUGGCUAACCGGCUAACUGGCUAAUAAGUAAACUGGAGGGGGGGAGGGAGGCGGGUGGGGGGGGGGGGGGGGAGGCGGGGGGGGGGAGGGAGGAGGGUGGGGGGGGGUGCGGAGGGUGGGGGAGGGAGGAGGGUGGGGGGGGAGGAGGGGGUGUUACUACGAGGUCCCUGCAGUUCUAAGGAUAAUAAUGUUUCUCUAACCCUACUGCCUGUGGUGAUUCUGAUGUGGAAAAUUAUCACUAUACUUAGUAAAACUCAAAGUUCUUCCAGAGUUUUUGUAGAAUUAAGAAAGACUUUAUUACAAUUAGACAAAGCCGAGCUGGUCUGCAGAGCAUCCUCCCGUCUACCUCUCAGCCCUCCGUUUAUAUAGUCAUAUUCACAUCCUAGCUUAAAGCCCCUCCCUCUUGGGUUCCCCCACAACCAUCUUCAGUUUCCCCCUCUCGACUGCUCCGCCCACUUCCUUAGUCUAUGAUAGCGGCUAAAUUGGACUUUUAUUCAGUUUAGAAUCAAUAGUAGUAUAAUCAAUCCAGCCCUUAUCAUGCAAAAACACUAAUGUUCAGUUUAAACUCUGUUCAACCCCGGCUCUCCCUGGCUUGACCUGAAGAUUGAUUGUUGGACAUGACAGGUCCACACUCAAUCUUUCGAACGUACCCAAACCCACUCCUCUCUUCCCUCCCGUCAUGCUGUAAUUACUCAUGAUUAGUCUGGUCUAAACUCUGUUCAACUCGGGCGCCGCUCUUUCCACUUUGUUUGAGGAGAGAGGCAAAAGGCCACAGUCUGGUUUCAGUCCCUGAUAAGGUAGGACAGCCAUGGAUUAGGUAAGGACAAGGAAUUCGACCCUAGGUCAGAUCCCCACUUCACACACACACACACAUCCAGUGAAAUGAACCAAUUAAGUUCUUGCCUAGCAACAGAGAAUUCUAAUUAUAUGUUCGUGAUUAACUCUGCUUUAUCUAAAAGUCCACUAAAAAAAUCCCAUCAAUUCUAACAGACGUCAGACAUAUUAUAGAGCUGCAAUGUAAUGAUCUGCCGAAGGUAACAACACCCUGACCAAGCUGUUAGAAGGUAACAACACCCUGACCAAGCUGUUAGAAGGUAACAACACCCUGACCAAGCUGUUAGAAGGUAACAACACCCUGACCAAGCUGUUAGAAGGUAACAACACCCUGACCAAGCUGCUAGAAGGUAACAACACCCUGACCAAGCUGUUAGAAGGUAACAACACCCUGACCAAGCUGUUAGAAGGUAACAACACCCUGACCAAGCUGUUAGAAGGUAACAACACCCUGACCAAGCUGAUAGAAGGUAACAACACCCUGACCAAGCUGUUAGAAGGUAACAACACCCUGACCAAGCUGUUAGAAGGUAACAACACCCUGACCAAGCUGCUAGAAGGUAACAACACCCUGACCAAGCUGUUAGAAGGUAACAACACCCUGACCAAGCUGCUAGAAGGUAACAACACCCUGACCAAGCUGUUAGAAGGUAACAACACCCUGACCAAGCUGUUAGAAGGUAACAACACCCUGACCAAGCUGCUAGAAACAAGCCAUGGUAACAGCUUCACCAAGGCAUAAUGAAUUAGUAUUACGCAACAUGAUCUUGUAAAGGAAUGUGAUUACUGGAUCAUUCUAAUGUUAUCUUGUAAUGGAAUAUGAUUACUGGAUCAUUCUACGGCAGUGAUUCAUUCUGAUCGCGGGUUAUAGGUAUUGCGGUUUUUAAAGACAAUUUCCCAUGGAGCCGACAUAUAUAGCGUUUACCGUGAAUGGGAAUCGAACCCACAACCACAAGCGCCAUGCUCUACCAACUGAGCUACGUAUACCGUGAAUGGGAAUCGAACCCACAACCACAAGCGCCAUGCUCUACUGAGCUACGUUUACCGUGAAUGGGAUCUCCAUGAAUGAAGGAACAUUGCCUUUAAAAGCUGCAAUGCCUAUAACCCGCAAUCUGAAUGAAUCCCAGCCUAAAGCAUUGCAGGUUGCAGCAUUACACUGAUAUCAGUCUGAUGUCAUCACAUCAUCAUUGUUGUCUGCUGUGUUCUGUGUUAUAUGUAUUGCCAUCAUUAACAGAAACCACAUUAUCCUGUGUUAUAUAAAUGGUAGAUUAUCAGACACGCAACAAGAAGGUCUGAUUUCAUUAUUACUGAAACAGGAUCCAAGUGGAAAAUAUUAAGAUCCAGUCCAUUUAAAAAAUUGGAGGCCCCUUACACUUCAGUGUUGUGAUGCAAAAAUUGUAGCAAAAUGCAUAGUGCGUAGAAUUAAAAAGGUAUUGUCGGAUAUUAUUAAUCCUAAUCAGACAGGUUUUUAACAUGGACGAUACAUUGGAGAUAAUAUAAGACAAGUACUGGAAACAAUAGAACACUAUGAAAAAUCUGGGAAACCAGGCCUGGUAUUCAUAGCAGACUUUGAAAAGGCUUUUGAUAAAGUACAACUGGAAUUUAUAUAUAAAUGCCUGGAAUAUUUCAAUUUUGGAGAAUCUCUUAUAAAAUGGGUUAAAGUUAUGUAUAGUAACCCUAGGUGUAAAAUAGUAAAUAAUGGCUACUUCUCAAAGUUUUAAACUGUCAAGAGGAGUAAAACAAGGUUGUCCACUAUCGGCAUAUCUAUUUAUUUUUGCCAUCGAAAUAUUAGCUGUUAAAAUCAGAUCCAACAAUAAUAUCAAGGAAUUAGAAAUCCAGGGUUUAAAAACAAAGGUGUCAUUGUACGCUGAUGAUUCAUGUUUCCUUUUAAAUCCACAACUUGGAUCCCUCCACAUCCUUAUAGAGGAUCUAGAUACUUUUUCUAACCUCUCUGGAUUACAACCAAAUUAUGAUAAAUGCACUAUAUUACAUAUUGGAUCACAAAAAAAAUACAAUUUUUACAUUACCAUGUAGUUUCUCAAUAAAAUGGUCUGAAGGUGAUGUGGACAUACUCGGUAUACAUAUCCCGAAAUAAAUAAAUGAUCUCACUCCACAUUUUUUUUAUAGAAAGUUAGCAAAAAUGGAUAAGCUCUUGCUACCAUGGAAAGGAAAAUACCUGUCAAAUGGUGGAAAAUCCAGUUUACCUAUUUGCUUAUGGUCUUGCCUACACCUAGCAACCUGUUUUAAAAAUUAUAUGAGCAAAAAAUAUUCAAUUUUAUUUGGAAUUGCAAGCCAGGCAAAAUUAAAAUACUCUAUUUAUAUAAUGAAUAUGAAUUCGGAGGGCAGAAAUUAUUAAAUAUUAAAGCAUUAGACCUCUCACUAAAGGCGGCAGUCAUACAAAAGUUAUACUUAAAUCCGAACUGGUUCUCUAGCAAAGUAGUAAGAUUUUCUCACCCCAUGUUCAAGAAUGGCCUUUUCCCUUUAUUCAGAUUACAACCUCUCACUUUCGGUUAUUUUAAAAUGAAAUAAUCUCCAAAAUAUCGCUAUUUUUAAAACAAGCCAGAGAAAGUUGGUUGCAAUUUCGGUUUAAUCCACCAGAAAAGACAGAACAAAUAAUACAACAAAUAUUGUGGUUAAACUCAAAUAUACAAAUUGAUGAAAAAACAUUAUUUCUUGAAAAAAUGUUUAAAAAAAGGUAUCAUCUUGGUAAAUGAUAUCAUAAAUAGGAUUGGUGAAGUUAUGUCACAUAUGCAGCUAACAAAAAUAUAUGGAAAUGUCUGCUCUACCCAAAAUUACAACAAAAUAAUUGCAGCAUUACCGCAAGAAUGGAAGAGGCAAGUGGAAGGGGGAAAAAGUAAGGAACUUGUCUGUCGGCCCUGCAUUAAAGAACAAAAUUGGUUAAAGAAAAUUGUGAUGAAUAACAAAGUAUACCAGUUUCAUUUAAAGACCAAAAAAUUGAUAGUUGUGCCAUAUAGAAAGCAAAAUAGUUGGGAAAAGAUUUUCCAUUGAUUUGCAUAGAUUUCCAUCCAGAUUCCAUGGCACAUGGUUUAUGAACUGCUACACAAAAUGACGCCGGAUUCAAAACUGAAAUUAUUCUACAAAAUUCUUGCAACCAAUAAGUUGUUAUAUACAGUGGGGAGAACAAGUAUUUGAUACACUGCCGAUUUUACAGGUUUUUCUACUUACAAAGCAUGUAGAGGUCUGUAAUUUUUUAUCAUAGGUACACUUCAACUGUGAGAGACGGAAUCUAAAACAAAAAUCCAGAAAAUCACAUUGUAUGAUUUUUAAGUAAUUAAUUUGCAUUUUAUUGCAUGACAUAAGUAUUUGAUACAUCAGAAAAGCAGAACUUAAUAUUUGGUACAGAAACCUUUGUUUGCAAUUACAGAGAUCAUACGUUUCCUGUAGGUCUUGACCAGGUUUGCACACACUGCAGCAGGGAUUUUGGCCCACUCCUCCAUACAGACCUUCUCCAGAUCCUUCAGGUUUCGGGGCUGUCGCUGGGCAAUACGGACUUUCAGCUAGGCCACUCCAGGACCUUGAGAUGCUUCUUACGGAGCCACUCCUUAGUUGCCCUGGCUGUGUGUUUCGGGUCGUUGUCAUGCUGAAAGACCCAGCCACGACCCAUCUUCAAUGCUCUUACUGAGGGAAGGAGGUUGUUGGCCAAGAUCUCGCGAUACAUGGCCCCAUCCAUCCUCCCCUCAAUACGGUGCAGUCGUCCUGUCCCCUUUGCAGAAAAGCAUCCCCAAAGAAUGAUGUUUCCACCUCCAUGCUUCACGGUUGGGAUGGUGUUCUUGGGGUUGUACUCAUCCUUCUUCUUCCUCCAAACACGGCGAGUGGAGUUUAGACCAAAAAGCUCUAUUUUUGUCUCAUCAGACCACAUGGCCUUCUCCCAUUCCUCCUCUGGAUCAUCCAGAUGGUCAUUGGCAAACUUCAGACGGGCCUGGACAUGCGCUGGUUUGAGCAGGGGGACGUUGCGUGCGCUGCAGGAUUUUAAUCCAUGACGGCGUAGUGUGUUACUAAUGGUUUUCUUUGAGACUGAGGUCCCAGCUCUCUUCAGGUCAUUGACCAGGUCCUGCCGUGUAGUUCUGGGCUGAUCCCUCACCUUCCUCAUGAUCAUUGAUGCCCCACGAGGUGAGAUCUUGCAUGGAGCCCCAGACCGAGGGUGAUUGACCGUCAUCUUGAACUUCUUCCAUUUUCUAAUAAUUGCGCCAACAGUUGUUGCCUUCUCACCAAGCUGCUUGCCUAUUGUCCUGUAGCCCAUCCCAGCCUUGUGCAGGUCUACAAUUUUAUCCCUGAUGUCCUUACACAGCUCUCUGGUCUUGGCCAUUGUGGAGAGGUUGGAGUCUGUUUGAUUGAGUGUGUGGACAGGUGUGUUUUAUACAGGUAACGAGUUCAAACAGGUUCAGUUAAUACAGGUAAUGAGUGGAGAACAGGAGGGCUUCUUAAAGAAAAACUAACAUGUCUGUGAGAGCCGGAAUUCUUACUGGUUGGUAGGUGAUCAAAUACUUAUGUCAUGCAAUAAAAUUCAAAUUAAUUACUUAAAAAUCAUACAAUGUGAUUUUCUGGAUUUUUGUUUUAGAUUCCGUCUCUCACAGUUGAAGUGUACCUAUGAUAAAAAUUACAGACCUCUACAUGCUUUGUAAGUAGGAAAACCUGCAAAAUCGGCAGUGUAUCAAAUACUUGUUCUCCCCACUGUAUAUGGGGGAUACAACCUUCCCAGCUCUGCAGAUUUUGCUGCGAAGAGACAGUCAUUACAUCAUUUAUUUUGGUACUGUCCAUAUGUAGAUUGGUUUUGGUCACAGGUCCAGGAAUGGCUGAAGAAUUGCAACAUUUCCCUGGAGAUAACUCUGCAGAUAGCACUACUGGGUGAUUUGAAAAGUCAUAUUCAAUCGAUCAAUAAUAUAAUACUUUUAGCAAAAAUCUUUAUCUUUCAUUUACAAUCUGUAGAAACUAUGAGAAUAGAAAGGCUCAGAACUUUUGUGAAACAUCACAGCACAGUUGAAAAAUAUAUAGCAAAUAGAAAACCGACAUGGAUGGUGUUAAGAGAUAGAUGGGAGGGGUUGAAUGGAGCUGAAGGGUGGGACUAAUAACAACAAGAUAACUAAAGUAAAAUAUACUGUGUCCGUAAAAUGUACAUCGGAUCAGAACUUUGUGAAACAGCAUAGUUAAAAAUAUAUGGCAAAUAUAAAUCAAACAGGAUGGACAUCAGAAAUAGAUGGGAGAGGUUGGGUAGAGGAAGGACAGGAGUAAAAACAAACUAUAUAUAACUACUGUAAAAUAGACUGUGUCCAUAAAAUGUAUAUAGUAUAAGCUGGAAAUAGAAGCCUGGGUGUUGUUGUUCAUUAGUUAACUCCAAUAGGGGAGGGGUGGUAGGGUUAGAAAGUAAUUAAGGAAAAUAUAAUUUAAAAAGAUAUGUAUACAUUUACAUUUACAUUUUAGUCAUUUAGCAGACGCUCUUAUCCAGAGCGACUUACAAAUUGGUGCAUUCACCCUAUAGCCAGUGGGAUAACCACUUUCCAAAAUAUUAUUAUUAUUAUUAUUAUUAUUAUUAUUAUUUUAUUUUUUUUUGGGGGGGGGGGGGGUAAAAGGAUUACUUUAUCCUAUCCCAGGUAUUCCUUAAAGAGGUGGGGUUUCAAAUGUCUCCGGAAGGUGGUGAGUGACUCCGCUGUCCUGGCGUCGUGAGGGAGCUUGUUCCACCAUUGGGGUGCCAGAGCAGCGAACAGUUUUGACUGGGCUGAGCGGGAACUAUGCUUCCGCAGAGGAAGGGGAGCCAGCAGGCCAGAGGUGGAUGAACGCAAUGCCCUCGUUUGGGUGUAGGGACUGAUCAGAGCCUGAAGGUACGGAGGUGCCGUUCCCCUCACUGCUCCAUAGGCAAGCACCAUGGUCUUGUAACGGAUGCGAGCUUCAACUGGAAGCCAGUGGAGUGUGCGGAGGAGGGGGGUGACGUGAGAGAACUUGGGAAGGUUGAACACCAGACGGGCUGCGGCAUUCUGGAUGAGUUGUAGGGGUUUAAUGGCACAGGCAGGGAGCCCAGCCAACAGCGAGUUGCAGUAAUCCAGACGGGAGAUGACAAGUGCCUGGAUUAGGACCUGUGCCGCUUCCUGUGUAAGGCAGGGUCGUACUCUCCGAAUGUUGUAGAGCAUGAACCUGCAGGAUCGGGUCACCGCCUUGAUGUUAGCGGAGAACGACAGGGUGUUGUCCAGGGUCACGCCAAGGCUCUUCGCACUCUGGGAGGAGGACACAACGGUGUUGUCAACCGUGAUGGCGAGAUCAUGGAAUGGGCAGUCCUUCCCCGGGAGGAAGAGCAGCUCCGUCUUGCCAGGGUUCAGCUUGAGGUGGUGAUCCGUCAUCCAUACUGAUAUGUCUGCCAGACAUGCAGAGAUGCGAUUCGCCACCUGGUUAUCAGAAGGGGGAAAGGAGAAGAUUAGUUGUGUAUCGUCAGCGUAGCAAUGAUAGGAGAGGACAUGUGAGGAUAUGACAGAGCCAAGUGACUUGGUGUAUAGGGAGAAAAGGAGAGGGCCUAGAACUGAGCCCUGGGGGACACCAGUGGUGAGAGCACGUGGUGCGGAGACAGCUUCUCGCCACGCCACUUGGUAGGUGCGACCGGUCAGGUAGGACGCAAUCCAGGAGUGAGCCGCGCCGGAGAUGCCCAGCUCGGAGAGGGUGGAGAGGAGGAUCUGAUGGUUCACAGUAUCAAAGGCAGCAGACAGGUCUAGAAGGACAAGAGCAGAGGAGAGAGAGUUAGCUUUAGCAGUGCGGAGAGCCUCCGUGACACAGAGAAGAGCAGUGUCAGUUGAAUGACCAGUCCUGAAACCUGACUGGUUUGGAUCAAGAAGGUCAUUCUGAGAGAGAUAGCAAGAGAGUUGGCUAAAGACGGCACGCUCAAUAGUUUUGGAAAUAAAAGAAAGAAGGGAUACUGGUCUGUAGUUGUUGACAUCAGUGGGAUCGAGUGUUGGUUUUUUGAGAAGGGGUGCAACUCUCGCUCUCUUGAAGACGGAAGGGACAUAGCCAGCGGUCAAGGAUGAGUUGAUCAGCGAGGUGAGGUAGGGGAGAAGGUCACCGGAGAUGGUCUGGAGAAGAGAGGAGGGGAUGGGGUCAAGCGGGCAGGUUGUUGGGCGGCCUGCAGUCACUAGUCGCAAGAUUUUAUCUGGAGAGAGAGGGGAGAAAGAAGUCAAAGCAUAGGGUAGGGCAGUGUGAGCAGGACCAGCAGUGUCAUUAGACUUACAAACGAGGAUCGGAUGUCGUCAACCUUCUUUUCAAAGUGGUUGACGAAGUCAUCCACAGAGAGGGAGGAGGGGGGGGGGGGGGGGGGGGGGGGAGGAUUCAGCAGUGAGGAGAAUGUGGCAAAGAGCUUCCUAGGGUUAGAGGCAGAUGCUUGGAAUUUAGAGUGGUAGAAAGUGGCCUUAGCAGCAGAAACAGAUGAAAAAAAUGUAGAGAGGAGGGAGUGAAAAGAUGCCAGGUCAGCAGGGAGUUUAGUUUUCUUCCAUUUCCGCUCAGCUGCCCGGAGCUCUGUUCUGUGAGCUCGCAAUGAGUCGUCAAGCCACGGAGCUGGAGGGGAGGACCGAGCCGGCCGGGAGGAUAGGGGACACAGGGAGUCAAAGGAUGCAGAAAGGGAGGAGAGGAGGGUUGAGGAGGCAGAAUCAGGAGAGUGGAGGGAGAAGGAUUGAGCAGAGGGAAGAGAUGAUAGGAUGGAAGAGGAGAGAGUAGUGGGAGAGAGAGAGCGAAGGUUGCAGCGGCGCGUUACCAUCUGUGUAGGGGCAGAGUGAGUAGUGUUGGAGGAGAGCGAGAGAGAAAAGGAUACAAAGUAGUGGUCGGAGACAUGGAGGGGAGUUGCAGUGAGAUUAGUAGAAGAGCAACAUCUAGUAAAGAUGAAGUCAAGCAUAUUGCCUGCCUUGUGAGUAGGGGGGGCGGUGAGAGGGUGAGGUCAAAAGAGGAGAGGAGUGGAAAGAAGGAGGCAGAGAGAAAUGAGUCAAAUGUAGACGUAGGGAGGUUGAAAUCCCCCAAAACUGUGAAGGGUGAGCCAUCCUCAGGAAAGGAACUUAUCAAGGCGUCAAGCUCAUUGAUGAACUCUCCAAGGGAACCUGGAGGGCGAUAGAUGACAAGGAUAUUAAGCUUAAAUGGGCUAGUGACUGUGACAGCGUGGAAUUCAAAUGAGGAGAUAGACAGAUGGGUUAGGGGAAAAAUGGAGAAUGACCACUUGGGAGAGAUGAGGAUUCCUGUGCCACCACCCCUCUGACCAGAUGCUCUCGGGGUAUGCGAGAACACAUGGUCAGACGAGGAGAGAGCAGUAGGAGUAGCAGUGUUUUCAGUGGUAAUCCAUGUUUCCGUCAGCGCCAGGAAGUCGAGGGACUGGAGGGUAGCAUAGGCUGGGAUGAAGUCAGCCUUGUUGGCAGCAGAACGGCAGUUCCAGAGGCUGCCUGAGACCUGGAACUCCAGGUGUGUGGUGCGUGCAGGGACCACCAGGUUAGAGAGGCAGCAGCCACGCGGUGUGAGGUGUUUGUGUAGCCUGUGCGGAGAGGAGAGAACAGGGAUAGGCAGAGGCAUAGUUGACAGGCUGUAGCAGAUGGCUACAAUAAUGCAGAGGAGAUCGGAAUGAAAUGAACUAAACAUCUGGGAAAGGAGAGAGCAAGGCCUCCCUCACCAAAAAAAUAUAACUCUCCCAACUUCCACCUCAGAAACUAUAAUUGUUUCACUGAACCACCUGAAUAAAACUCUCCCAACUUCCACUUUAGAAAUUAGAAUUGUUGUAAGCUACAGCGGUUCAAUGUUUCAAGGACUAGACUCAACUUACUUUAUUCAGCUAGCUAACUAGCAUGCUAGCAUCCAAUAACACACAGUUUAGCACCAAUACUUAGUGUAUGUAUAUACACUACCGUUCAAAAGUUUGGGGUCACUUAGAAAGUUCCUUGUUUUCCAUGAAAACAUCCACGAAAUGAGUUUGAAUAGGAAAUAUAGCAAAAUGCAUAGGAAAUGUAGUCAUUGACAAGUUAGAAAUAAAGAUUUUUAAUAUAAAUAAUAAUUGUGUCCUUCAAACUUUGCUUUCAUCAAAGAAUCCUCCAUUUGCAGCAAUGACAGCCUUGCAGACCUUUGGCAUUCUAGUUGUCAAUUUGUUGAGGUAAUUUCACCCCGUGCUUCCUGAAACGCCUCCCACAAGUUGGAUUGGCUUGAUGGGCACUUCUUGCGUACCAUACGGUCAAGCUGCUCCCACAACAGCUCAAUAGGGUUGAGAUCCGGUGACUGUGCUGGCCACUCCAUUAUAGACAGAAUACCAGCUGACUGCUUCUUCCCUAAAUUGUUCAUGCACCGUUUGGAGUUGUGCUUUGGGUCAUUGUCCUGUUGUAGGAGGAAAUUGGCUCCAAUCAAGCGCUGUCCACAGGGUAUGGCAUGGCGUUGCAAAAUGGAGUGAUAGCCUUCCUUCUUCAAGAUCCCUUUUACCCUAUACAAAUCUCACACUUUACCACCACCAAAGCACCCCCAGACCAUCACAUUGCCUCCACCAUGCUUGACAUAUGGCAUCAAGCACUCCUCCAGCAUUUUUUCAUUUGGUCUGCGUCUCACAAAUGUUCUUUUUUGUGAUCCGAACACCUCAAACUUCGAUUUGUCUGUCCAUAACACUUUUUUCCAAUCUUCCUCUGUCCAGUGUCUGUGUUCUUUUGCCCAUCUUAAUCUUUUAUUUUUAUUGGCCAGUCUGAGAUAUGGCUUUUUCUUUGCAACUCUGCCUAGAAGGUCAGCAUCCCGGAGUCACCUCUUCACUGCUGACGUUGAGACUGGUGUUUUGCGGGUACUAUUUAAUGAAGCUGCCAGUUGAGGACCUGUGAGGUAUCUGUUUCUCAAACUAGACACUCUAAUGUAUUUGUCCUCUUGCUCAGUUGUGCACCGGGGCCUCCCACUCCUCUUUCUAUUCUGGUUAGAGCCAGUUUGCGCUGUUCUGUGAAGGGAGUAGUACACAGCGUUGUAUGAGAUCGUCCGUUUAUUGGCAAUUUCUCACAUGGAAUAGCCUUCAUUUCUCAGAAGAAGAAUAGACUGAUGAGUUUCAGAAGAAAAUUAUUUGUUUCUGGCCAUUUUGAUUCUGUAAUCGAACCCACAAUUGCUGAUGCUCCAGAUACUCAACUAGUCUCAAGAAGGCCAGUUUUAUUGCUUCUUUAAUCAGCACAACAGUUUUCAGCUGUGCUAACAUAAUUGCAAAAGGGUUUUCUAAUGAUCAAUUAGCCUUUUAAAAUGAUAAACUUUGAUUAGCAAACACAACGUGCCAUUGGAACACAGGACUGAUGGUUGCUGAUAAUGGGCCUCUGUACACCUAUGUAGAUAUUCCAUUAAAAAUCAGCUGUUUCCAGCUACAAUAGCCAUUUACAACAUUAACAAUGUCUACACUGUAUUUCUGAUCAAUUUGAUGUUAUUUUAAUGGACCCGGAGAAGAUCAGCGCCAUCACAGAUAUGCCCAUCCACCAGAACGUGGCGGAAGUCAGAACCUUCUUAGGCCACAUAUGUGUGUAAGUUCCUCCCACAGUUAUCGAUACAAACAAACCCCUGAGAGACUUAUUAACCAAAGAGAAUGACUGGUCAUGGGGUCACAUGCAACAGGUGGCAUUUGACAACAUCAAAGGAGCCUGGCCACACAGAGAGUACUGACCCAGUACCAUCCCCAAGGAGACCUGGCCUCACAGAGAGUGCUGACCCAGUACCGUCCCCAAGGAGACCUGGUCUCACAGAGAGUACUGACCCAGUACCGUCCCCAAGGAGACCUGGCCUCACAGAGAGCACUGACCCAGUACCGUCCCCAAGGAGACCUGGCCUCACAGAGAGUACUGACCCAGUACCGUCCCCAAGGAGACCUCACAGAGAGUGCUGACCCAGUACCGUCCCCAAGGAGCCUGGCCUCACAGAGAGUACUGACCCAGUACCGUCCCCAAGGAGACCUCACAGAGAGUGCUGACCCAGUACCGUCCCCAAGGAGCCUGGCCUCACAGAGAGUACUGACCCAGUACCGUCCCCAAGGAGACCUCACAGAGAGUACUGACCCAGUACCAUCCCCAAGGAGACCUGGCCUCACAGAGAGUACUGACCCAGUACCGUCCCCAAGGAGACCUGGCCUCACAGAGAGCACUGACCCAGUACCGUCCCCAAGGAGGCCUGGCCUCACAGAGAGUACUGACCCAGUACCGUCCCCAAGGAGACCUCACAGAGAGUGCUGACCCAGUACCGUCCCCAAGGAGCCUGGUCUCACAGAGAGUGCUGACCCAGUACCAUCCCCAAGGAGACCUGGUCUCACAGAGAGUGCUGACCCAGUACCGUCCCCAAGGAGCCUGGCCUCACAGAGAGUACUGACCCAGUACCAUCCCCAAGGAGACCUGGUCUCACAGAGAGUACUGACCCAGUACCAUCCCCAAGGAGACCUGGUCUCACAGAGAGUGCUGACCCAGUACCGUCCCCAAGGAGACCUGGUCUCACAGAGAGUACUGACCCAGUACCAUCCCCAAGGAGACCUGGUCUCACAGAGAGUACUGACCCAGUACCGUCCCCAAGGAGACCUCACAGAGAGUGCUGACCCAGUACCGUCCCCAAGGAGACCUGGUCUCACAGAGAGUACUGACCCA